Cylas formicarius (sweet potato weevil) is the source of this 1114-nucleotide messenger RNA. RefSeq names its product NKAP family protein CG6066. The transcript has a single exon. Gene Ontology annotation, cellular component: nucleus. Gene Ontology annotation, molecular function: chromatin binding. NCBI's taxonomy places the organism in Eukaryota, Metazoa, Arthropoda, Insecta, Coleoptera, Brentidae. The record is from RefSeq and is a predicted model, not a curated record. Bases 200 to 1102 code for a protein of 300 amino acids. Gene Ontology annotation, biological process: regulation of gene expression.
CGAUGGUUAAAAUUUGUGUUCUGCGACAUUUGAAACGCGUAAUAUAAACGCAGUUAGGUACGUGGAAACGGUUGAUGGUCUGAGUUAAUCGUAAUAUUCCGUGGUAGAAUAGUUCACCUAAAUUUUUGACUCUGGGGAUAAGAAGAUUUGUUUAUUAAAUAUAGAAAAUCGGAGGGUUUUCGUAUUUUUGUUUUCCAAAAUGCUAUCGACGAGACACAGAUCGCCGCAUAGGCGAAGCGUUGCAAGAAAAUCUUCUAUUCGGCCAAAAUCGAGGUCGAGGAGCAGAUCAAGAUCCAAGUCGGUAAAACAUUAUCACUCCCAAGGCUCGCGGCACCUCGAGAAAUACGACAGGAUAAACGAUGACCACGGCAGAUCCAAAGAUUACGGCAGAAAAACUUCGCAAGAGGACGAAUUCAUGGAAGCCCGAAGGCGGGAGCGUGAAGUUUUGGGAACUAGAGAGUGCCCUGACAUUUGGGGUAAAUCGCCCUUACAUGAGGAAGCGUCCUCUGAAGAAGAUGAAGUAAUGGAGGAAACCGCAUCAAAAAAACAUAAGAAGAAGAAGCAGAAAAAAGAAAAAAAGCACAAAAAAGAAAAGAAACACAAGCAAACAAAGAAAAAGAAAAAAAAGCGUAAAUCAGUGUCCGAUUCGUCCUGUGAAGAUGAAGAAUGGGUUGAGAAGGAAGCUGCCGCCACUCGAAAAUCGAGAGGCACUUCAGGCAGUGAAGAUGACGAAUCAGUUGGACCAGUUCAGAAACCUUUGACUACACUAACUCACCGAGAAAUGGGCAAAGCUCUGUUGCCCGGAGAAGGUGCAGCAAUGGCUGCUUACGUUGCAGAGGGUAAAAGAAUUCCAAGAAGAGGGGAGAUUGGACUGACUUCAGAUCAGAUUGAUUCAUUUGAGAAAGUGGGAUAUGUGAUGUCCGGUUCGAGGCACAGGAGAAUGGAGGCAGUGCGUAUUAGGAAGGAAAACCAAAUCUACUCUGCCGAUGAAAAGAGAGCCUUGGCAAUGUUCAGCAAAGAGGAAAGGCAAAAGAGGGAGAACCUUAUUUUGGGACAGUUCAAGGACAUGGUGAAGUCUAAACUAGAUGCAAAAAAUAACUGAAGUUUUUAUUCU